Prunus avium (sweet cherry) is the source of this 1795-nucleotide messenger RNA. NCBI's taxonomy places the organism in Eukaryota, Viridiplantae, Streptophyta, Magnoliopsida, Rosales, Rosaceae. The record is from RefSeq and is a predicted model, not a curated record.
CCCAAUUGAGACGCCCUGUCGAAAACUCAUUUCACUCAAAAAUUAAUCACUUCGGACUCAAAACCCAGCAACAAAAGAAGCCCCGAAAACUGUUCUCUUUUCUCCUCUAUCUGUAUCCCUCCCUCCCAGUUUGGCCUAUAGUCGUAUCCUUUUCCACUCUCUCUCUCUCUCUCUCUCUCUCUCUCUGCAAAUCAGCACAGUUUAGCGAAAGAGACUCAAACAAGUGUCCUCCUCUGCAAAAUAAUCAAACCGUAGGGUUUCGAAAACCCCCAAACCCCACUCCGAUUUUAAAUAAAUUCCAACCUAUCCUUACCCGUUAGGGUUCAUCUUUUCUUUAUCGAUCUUGUAUCUUCCUCAUUUGUAACCGUGUAUUGCAUUUAGAUAAGGUCUCGUUGUUCCUGGCCUCUGAUCGAUCGAUUUGCGAAUGGCUUCAUCUUCGUCUUCGUCAUUAACGGUUGCGAAUCGGGACGGGUCUUCUUCAGCUUCUGAGGAUGAAGCCGUCAUGUCCGUAACCCGUGCUUACGCGCAGGACGCCUUAUUGCAAUUCCAGUCAGGCAAGUUCGAUCAGUGCCUAACCGCCUUGUCCGAGUGCCUGAAGAUGAAGCCAAAUGAUCCCAAAAUAUUUCAUAAUAUCGGACUUGCGGAAUUCUACCGAGAUGGUUGCUCACAUCCUAAGAGGUUGCUUGAUGUACUUAAUGAUGUGAAGAAACGAAGUGAAGAGCUUGCUCGAGCAUCUGCAGAACAGGCGGAGUCUGGUAGCAAUAUUGGAGGGUCCAGAGGAAGUAGUACAAUGGGACAUCCCUUUUCUGCUGUUUACAUGGAUGAAUUUGACACAUAUGUUGCUACCUUAAACAUUGCAGUUAUCUGGUUCCAUCUUCACGAAUAUGCAAAGGCAUUGUCUGUCGUUGAACCUCUGUUUCAAAAUAGAGGACCUAUAGAUGAGAAAACUGCUCUUAAUAUUUGCCUUUUGUUGCUGGAUGUUGGGCUGGCUUGCCAUGAUGCAACGAAAUCUGCUGAUGUUUUGGUUUAUCUGGAAAAAGCUUUUGGUGUUAGCUGUAUGAAUCAAGGAGACAGUGGAAGCACUUUGUCGCAACAACCUGCAAACCCAGUUGCAAAGUCUCCAUCACUUCCUACCAAUUCAUCAGCCGCGGAUGGUCCCAAUUUGGAUUCAGAUGCAAAUGCCUUGGAGUCUGAGGAGACAGGCGAGUAUGAUGGUGCUGUUUUCGACAUGGAUGUAGCACAGCCAACUGCUCUUUUAUCUUCAAAUGAUCUUUCAAGGAACCCAGUUGACAUAUCUGUCUCUUCUGUUUAUCUGAAGCUUAAGAUGCAACUUUACAAGGUUCGGUUUCUGCUUCUCACUAGGAACUUAAAGCAAGCUAAACGUGAAGUGAAGCAUGCUAUGAAUAUUGCACGCGGGAGAGAUUCUUCUAUGGCUCUCCUCUUGAAGUCCCAGCUUGAAUAUGCUCGUGGUAAUUAUCGUAAAGCCAUCAAGUUGUUGAUGGCAUCUAGUAAUCGGACAGAUGCAAGGAUAUCAAGCAUGAUCAACAAUAAUCUAGGAUGCAUUUAUUAUCAGCUUGGGAAAUAUCACACAGCAUCAGUAUUCUUCUCCAACGCGUUGCUUAAUUGUUCAUCUCUUCGGAAGGACAGGCCUCUAAAUCUGUUAACUUUUUCACAGGACAAUUCCCUCCUAAUUAUAUAUAACUCUGGUAUGCAGUACUUGGCCUGCGGGAGCAAGCGGUUUUUCACUUGGAAUCUUCCGCAAGGUAUGCAGUACCUUAUUCCGAAUAUAUAUUAA